This is a messenger RNA of Blastomyces gilchristii SLH14081, 5286 nucleotides long. RefSeq names its product DNA helicase. NCBI's taxonomy places the organism in Eukaryota, Fungi, Ascomycota, Eurotiomycetes, Onygenales, Ajellomycetaceae. The record is from RefSeq and is a predicted model, not a curated record. The coding region runs from base 241 to 2508 and encodes 755 amino acids. Gene Ontology annotation, molecular function: 5'-3' DNA helicase activity; ATP hydrolysis activity. The transcript is spliced from 5 exons.
CUGAAUCUUAUUUUCUUCCCCUCUGACAUCACCACGAGAAACCGUCAAAAGAAACCCAGCACCGUCAAUCAAUUCUCCCCGCUUACCACGCAUGUAACAAACUGACAUAGUCUUCAUUUUUAAACCAUCACCUUCAUUUCUUCAUCCCUUCAAAAUCUAUUACCUAGUAAUACAAAACACCGAACAACAACCCCUCCUCAACAAGCAACAACUAGAUAACCAACCCCACGGCCACCCCUCAUGCCAGCCCCAACCCCAACCCCAAUCCCCAUUCCCAUCCCCAUCCAAUCCUUUGCCCAAACCCAACAACAACUCCUCCUCGCAGAACAUGAAGCCGAAGUCUCCUCGUCCCCGCUCUCCACAUCAAUCGCACAAUCAGGCGGCGUGUCCGCUUCAACACGUCGCACCUUACAAGUUGCCGGAUACGCCCUCACAGGCCUGGUUCUCGUCAACACUCGGACGGGCAUGGGCGGGCGUGAGGUAGGCGAAUUUGGAGUGGAUAGUGCAAUUGGGUCUGGCGCGAGGGGUGGUAAGGAUGGCGAGGGAGCCGGUGGGGGUGGUGAUGGGGGCGCGGAGAGGUUGGGGGCUCAUGGGAUGAGGGUGGGUGAUAUAGUGAGGGUUGAGGAUGUGGCUGCGGGUGCUCGUGGUGGUGCUGGUUCUGGUAGGGCGAAAGGAGCAAAGGAGGAGGAGGGGAGGAAAGGUAGGGCGCUGGAAGGGGUGGUGACGAGGGUUGGGGAGAGGAGCGUUUGGGUUGCGUUUGGGGGACAGGGAGGUGCUGCUGGAAAGGGCAGAGAUGAGGAGUCUGUGGAGGAUCUUUGGGGGAAGAAGGUUUGGAUGGUGAAAUUGGCGAACGAUGUUACCUACCGAAGGAUGAAGCAAACGAUGACCAAAAUGGAGAACAUGACGGAGUCAGACUACACAUAUUUCAUGAGGGUUGUUUUUGGGCAUACGGCGCCCUCCCCUGUGGAUCUGAGUUCUCUUGGAACAAUCGAGUUCAUCGACUCUACGCUAAACGACUCACAAAGAGAAGCAGUUCGAUUUGCGCUUGCAUCGAGAGAAAUCGCACUCAUUCAUGGCCCACCAGGCACUGGGAAAACAUACACUCUGAUAGAACUGAUUCUGCAACUUCUUCGCCAGAAUCUCCGGAUCUUAGUUUGCGGCCCGUCAAACGUCUCAGUGGACAAUAUUGUCGAACGGCUGGCUCCACAUAAAGUGCCACUGGUUAGAAUUGGACAUCCCGCCCGUCUUCUAUCUACUGUUUUAGAUCACUCUUUGGAGGUUUUAAUUCAAACAUCAGAUGCUGCCGCCAUUGUCAAAGACGUCAGGAAGGACAUCGAAACCAAACAGGCCAGCAUACGCAAGACAAGGAGCGGCAGGGAGCGGAGAGAGAUCUACAGAGAUCUAAAGGAACUACGCAAGGAGUUCCGAGAACGGGAAUCUAAAUGCGUCGGUAAUCUUGUUACGGAGAGCAAAGUGGUACUGGCAACACUGCAUGGUGCUGGUGGGCAUCAGCUAAGAAACCAGAAAUUCGACGUUGUGAUUAUUGACGAGGCAAGCCAGGCAUUGGAAGCUCAAUGUUGGGUUCCUCUGCUGUCUGCUUCCAAGGCAAUAUUGGCUGGCGACCACCUGCAGUUGCCUCCAACCAUCAAGUCUGUGACGUCGAAAUCUAGCGGGACAGUAGGGAACGGAAUGUCGGCAAGUGACGAAAUAUCUGCCCCAAAUGCCGACAAGGGUAACAAUAUAGGGCAGCAUAAGGCGACAAAGAAGGCGACGCUCGAAAUGACACUAUUUGAUCGUUUGCUGUCACUGCAUGGUCCCGCCAUCAAACGGAUGCUAACAACUCAGUAUCGGAUGCACGAGAAAAUCAUGCAAUUUCCUUCGCAGGAACUUUACGAAGCAAAGCUCAUCGCUGCAGACGCAGUGAAACUACGAUUGCUUAAGGAUUUGCCUUACGAAGUUGAAGAGUCUGAUGACACGCGGGAGCCUCUAGUAUUCUAUGAUACCCAGGGCGGGGAUUUCCCUGAGCGAGCCGAGGAACCUGUCGUGGCGGCAAAGCAGAAGCAGAUCUCCAUGUUUGUCGAGAGUAAAAGCAAUGAUUUGGAAGCCGUGCUGGUGGGUAGACACGUUGAGAAUCUGGUUGCGACGGGGGUGAAACCGGAAGACAUCGCUGUUGUUACUCCGUACAAUGCGCAGCUGGCUUUAUUGUCCAACAUGCUGAAGGACAAGUAUCCUGGACUAGAAUUGGGGAGCGUGGAUGGGUUUCAGGGACGGGAGAAGGAGGCUGUAGUCGUGAGUCUUGUGCGUAGCAAUCCAGAGCACGAAGUUGGGUUUCUCGCUGAGAAGAGGCGAUUAAAUGUUGCCAUGACCCGGCCCAAGCGUCAUUUGUGCGUGUGUGGUGAUUCUGAAACGAUUCGUCGUGGCAGCCAAUUCCUACGACGCUGGAUGGAUUUCUUGGAGGAAAAUGCCGAUCUGCGAUACCCCGACGCUGGCGAUUAUAUGCAAUCCUAAAGAGCGGAGCAUAAAUCCGAGAAACGCGAGUUUCCCUCAAAGCGACGAACUCCACAAAUUUUCAGACCACUUUUCACGAUAAUGUAGCAUGCAAAAAUGCUUCUCAGGGCGAGAAACCUGCGGAUUGGCUAGAGCACAGGGCUGACUGCCGCACGAGUUUUGGGAGGUGAAAGCCUUCCCCUAGGAUAGCUGUGUUAUUCUUUGGAGGAGCAUGUCACCGACCCGAUUCUCUAGCACGACCAUCAGCCCGUCGGAAUUGAUGUAUGAAUAUCUUUGUUGACGGCUCUGCAGCAAUAUGCGGCUUGUAGGCCAUCCGUGGACGGGGUGGGUUGUUGGUGUCCUUUUUGAUGUAUGUGACAUAUAGGAACCCCAUAGUAUACUUGUAUGUCAAUUGCAAGCGUCAAAAAUGAGAGCGCCCUUGGGCGGCACGGAUUGAGCGGAGCUUAUUAGCCAUUAGAAAGUCGUUAUUGAUCAAGUAAUCUACCAUCCAGUGUAGUUGGGUAUACACUGAUAUUGAUAACCCAGACAAAAGCAUCCCGAGCGACACGCGUUGUGUAGCACAGAUUGGAGCAGAUAAAAGCAAACCCUCUACCUCUCGGGCGUUUGGAGAAGCAAACCCGCAUCCAAUCAGCCUACCAGGAGCCCUGAGAGUGCCAUAUAUAGGCUCGAAAAACUUCGCUGCGGACGUAAAUGGUCGAUAGUAAUGUUUGGAGUCGACAGUUUGUUCAGCUAUAUACAUACCUAGGGCAAAUAUUUGGUCUCGUAGCUCUAGCAAGUCCAUGCAUGAAGGUAAUACCUGGAGUUGGGUGGGGAGUUAAUUGUGAUACUAAAGGAAAACCAAAGGCAUUCAAGGGUUAAACACCACUUAGGAAAAUAUCCUAAACGUUUUCCAUUCAGUCAUUCUGAUGAGCCCCUACUUUCCAAUAAAAAUCAUCAAACCGUUUUAAGUAUGAAACAUGUUCCGCAUUUACGCAAGUCUUGUGUGUAGGAGGAAGUAUGUAGUAGAUCUUGCCAUAAAAGUGGUCGCGCGGCCUCGAAAUGGUGGGGUGCCAGUGGAGGUCGGCACAGCUUCCCUGUCCGGAAAUAAUAAGAAAAAAUAAGACAUGGUGCAUUUGACCAGAGUGCGUGGGGAGACAUUUUCUCUGAAUCGCCAUUCCUGCAUACACACACCAUGGCCGAUACCGAAUGAUUGAGGUCCCCUCAAUCUAAGCAGUAGUUGCUUGAUGGCCAAGUUGACAAACUGCGUACAGCGGAACACGCUGAGUGAACUACCGCGAUCGUCUCAAAUGAAUGUGGGGGUAGGGUAGGGUCCGCAGUCGCUGUUUGAUUUAUUCGCCAAUUCAAGAGAAACAAAUAAACCCUCCCAGCUUUAUCUUGCGCUAUUGCCCUGUUUUCUUCUUGGUAUAAUAUCUUUUCAUUGUCUCCAAGCAAUCCAUGCAAGUUCUCGAAGAAAGAGAAGAAACGAACCUGGGUCAGCUGAAGCAGCAAGACUUCGUUCAGAAAACAAAGCAACAGGUGAAAGGCUUGGUUGUUGAAUAAUGCAUAAAAUUAUUAUGCUUUCCUCAGCUCAAAUGAACGCAAAGGUUACACUCAUCACAGUAGGCCCGAUGGUGUGAUUGGUUAUGGUAUGAAGCUAGGGUGGGUUGCGUCGCUGUAUCAAUAAUGCAAGAAGGGCCAGGGGCUGCCCGGCCCGAUUUCAACGCUAGAAGAGUGUUAGUAGCUUCUGUUACCGAAACGACCUCGCGGGGCUGCUGGAUCGAAGCGUAUUCGUCAAGGAAUAAUUCCAAAUGGUCUGCUGAAACAGGCUGAUAUAACUACUCCGUAGUGGUCGACAUCAUGAAGAACAGAAGUUGGAAAAAGGGACAUGCCACGUGGCAAAGGCAGAUCCUGUUGUCGUGAAAAGCUGACAUAAAUGGAAAUUAUGUCCUUGUAUUCCCUAAAAUGAAGGAAGCUCAUCCAGGUCAGCAGGCCAAAUAUGCAGUUGAUUUAGUACAUAUGCUUGAAGGGGUUGAGUGGGAGGAUGUUUGGUAUGUUCAUCCACCUGCCGCAUAAAUGGAAAGAAAGUGAACGGCAUUCUGGAAGCAAAAUGUCGCUCCCACUCUCUGUUUCCAAACAAUUUCAGCGGUGGAACGACGAACAGUGUCUAGGAUCUCCACUUUAUUUGGCGCCAGUUGCUGCAAAACCCACGCGGGUCGGAGCGUCAUCCCUCACUUUCUGCCAUCUGGAGUUGGGACUUGAAAUUUUGGCCGAGCACGAGGGUCUGUUCCGGGGCAGGCGUCAGCCGUGCAGCCAUCAGCUUAUCAAUCAUUCGAGCCCCAGGGUCAAGGGCUCGAGCCGGCUUAGCGUCCCCCAGUGAGGGAACCGGGUCACAGCCAUGGCAGUGGCACAAUGUCCCUGGCGGUGAGGAUCUGUCCUCGUUUUUUUGUUUGGAUGGGAACGGGAGUGGCAUGAUUUGGCCGUUUGCAGAUUUAUUUGUGGACAGCGUGCAUGAGUGGUUCGGCACGGGAUGGCGAACAAAGAAAGGGUGUUAAGGGAUAUGCAUGCAUGCUGGAACUACAUUCUGUGUGACAAAGUCAACAAGUAAUAAUGGGUUAAUUAAUGAACAACAUUCAAUGCGUUUGCGAGGAAGUCUGGAAACUCGAAAGUUGCAUGAUCCUGCACCAUGGCUCUCAUUCUUGGUUUAAGAUUCCCGGCCUAGGCAGCUGCUAGGAAUUUACUCUUUUCUGAGAGAUUUCCGGGCUGCUUUGUGUCAUAAAUUAAUGCGAAUAACUCCGGGAC